UCAGCUCUGACCCACAUACAUGCAAACACACAGGCUUCCUUUAACGCGUUCUUUGACUCAACUUAAGAGGAAAUCUACUAAUGGCUUUAAGUCAGAAUGCCUCUUCUUCCUGCUGGUUAAUUUAGUGGUGUCAUCGCUUGGUGAUGACUAUAUUGUGAUCAUCUGACUUUUUUUUUUUUUUUUUUUUGUCAAACGUGUGAAACCUUUCGUCUAAAGUUGGUCGUUGAACUUUGUCUUGGUCUGCUCUUCCAACAUGGGCUUUGUUUUGGUUUUUCCACUGAUGCUCGCCCUCCUCUUCACCGGACAGAGUGACGCUGAGGCGACAAAAGAUCUAGGGAGGAAUUCAUGUUAUAAAAUGUGCCCACCUGGGUAUUAUAAAGUUGGUGACUGUGAUGGUCCAGUUGCAGUGCACAGAUGUGCUAUGUGCGGUGAUAAUACAUUUACAGACAGUGACAACUUUUUAACAAAAUGCCUGAGGUGUCGCUCAUGUGACAGUCAUGAGGUGAAAAUAAAAAACUGCACCUUCAAUAGUAAUGUGGUAUGUGAUUGUCAAGAGGGAUACUACUACGAAGGCCAUUCCCGCAGCGAAAGGUAUUGCCGGUCGUGCAACUGUAAAAACUGUAAAGCGCCUGCCAGUAAUGAUCCUGACUACAACAGGAAAUGCCAGCCUUGCCAAAGGAAGGAGUGUUUGGAGGUCCCAGAAUGCAAGAGGAAAUGUGCAGUGACUCCAUUUACAUAUUCUACAAAUUUAUCAGUGAUUUCAACCACAUCUGCAUCUACAUCUGCAUCUACAUCUGCAUCUACAUCCGCAUCUGCGUCUGCAUCUGCAUCUGCAUCUGCAUCUACAUCUAAAGCUACAUCUACAAGAACCACGUCUUCAAACAACACAUCGGAUCCUAUUAUAUAUCGAAUUCCACCUAACUCAGCGAAUGAAAUGCCCUGGCUGAUUCUCGUGGUGUUUCUGGUGACACUUCUGGUGACAUUUCUAGUGUUGUCUUUGCUCCUGCUGCUCUGUGCCAAGAACCCAUUCGGAUUCCCAGACAGUUGUCUCUGCUGGAGAGAGAAAAAAGACGUGGAGCCGCCUGUCGAGGACCACAAAUUCAACGAACAAAGCCAUCAUCAAGGCAGCGGCCUGAACAUACUGACAUUGACCAUAUCUGAAGAAACUCCCAUGAUGACUCAAAGUCCAGCCACACCAGGAGAUCCAGCCCACAUCACGCUUCCACUACCAGACACUGAACACGAAGCCACCAGACAAGAUGAACAAUCAGAGCACUGGCCGGCCAUUGUCCUCUACGCAAUAAUCAAGGAGGUGCCCUUGCGCAGGUGGAAGGAAUUCUUGCGUCUGCUCUCGGUGACUGAUCAGGAGCUGGAGCGGGCAGAGUUGGAGGCCAGUUUUUGCUUGGGCUCAAUGGAAAGGCAGUACCAGAUGCUGAGGCUGUGGAGCCAGCGCCCCUCUGUGAGCCUGGAUGACGUCUUUUCAGCAUUGCACUACAUGGAUUUAUCAGGUUGUGCCCAGCUGCUGCAGGAAAGCCUGGAGAAGCUGCAGUGGAGGCCUGAACUGAAGCAAGGUGUCAGUGCGGCAAUGCAGGACACCUGAGGCCGCACCCGAGGACACAAGCAGCAUACUGUCAUACAGUUAGAGACAUCAGUGCUUCAACCGUGGAUGCCAGUGCCUGGAAAAGAUGUUAUUGACUGUAACUACUAGAUAGUACAACCACAGAAAACUGCAGUAAUGUCACAAAUGACUCAUACUGAGUAAUGCAGAUGUAGGCUAUAGUGUAAUGUACAGAUAGGUUACACGUGAGAGGAAAAACCUGAAUAAAGGAGCGGAGAAACCUAACAAACGCUGGCUACGGGGAUAUUUUGCUGGCAUGGCUUUGGUAUACUUGUCCCCUUAAGGCGCUGACACACCAAACUGGCAUCAAAGUGAUGACAAAGGCCAACUGUUGCCUCGCUUCACAUCGCCUGUGUCUCGGCCAAAAAGUUGCAACUGAACACACUGCAAAGACUACAGCCAACGGCCAACUAGCACAUUUGAUCUGCGCCUGCGUGAAAUAACUCUCCUUACCAACAGGUGGCUGUGGUCUAUAUUCAUCAUUCAAAAAGAGAAACUGAAAUACCGACAGGACGGACGCAAGAUGCUAACUAGCUAGUUAGCAGGAGAACAAAGGAUUUUUAACAAUAACAACUAUGAACAGUUUCUUCUAAAGAGCUAAGUGGUUAUUAACAUAGCCCUACCUAAUAUAACAAGUUUGUUUUGAUCUCAGGACCUCUUAACUUUAGUCAUUUGUUUACUUUCCUCACUUCCAUUUCUGUACUUGUGCACUGAACUGAACUGCUCCGCUGGCUCUGAAUUGGCUGAAAAAAAGUGACAAGAGCCAAUGAGAGCUGUGGGUCACACUGCAAAUAACUAGGGUGACAGACUAUCACCGAAUACCAAUCACCAAAUGUGUCAUUACAGGGCACUGUAGAGAUCCUGAUUGGCCUAACUACAAUUGGGAUAUUUCCUCUUUUCCUACUUCCUUUAAUGCGCUCCAGAUGAGUGUAUAAUGUUUGAGCUUGUUGAGCUUUAUUUUACCUCUGACAUGUGUAAUGUGGAAUGUAUUGUACAUAUAGAAAAUAAUGGAUUUGUUGCAGUGCAGUCAGCAGAACUGGAGAAAUGGCUCCCUCUAAUGCAUGUGACAACAACAGUAGCAUUUGUUAAAAUGGUAAAUGGACUGUAUUUUUGUAGUGCCUUUCUACCUUACCUGACAAAGCGCUUUGCAGUACACCUCUCAUUCAGACACUGAUGGUGGAAGAGCUGCCAUAAAAGGUGCUGGCCAUUUGGGCUUCAGUGUCUUGCUCAAGGACACUUUGACAUGUGGACAAGAGAAGCCAGAGAUCAAACUGCCAACCUUGUUAUUAAAGGACAACAUGCUCUACCUCCUGAGCCACAAUCCCCCAUGUAAAGAACAUCAGUUUGCAGAACUCUAGUAAUUGAGGGGGAGAUUUUUUUUAAGAAUUAAGGGAAAUCCCCCUCCAUGAGCUGUACUGUCACAUCGCUUAACCUCCAGAUUCUCAUGUGCCGCCUUUUAAAGGCCAACAGUUGAGGGCUGUGGUUUUACAGCAGAAUGCUGAAAUUUAAAUGUGCGUUGAUCCAUUAUUGUGUAGGUGUGAUCAGGGAGCCGUGAAAAGGAAGAAAAACUUCCUUAUUUGAAUCCUAAAGAGGAAGAUAGUUUUAUACCUCAAGAAACUGGUGCUUGUUUUGUUCUUUUUUUUUUUUUUGCAUUUAACUAGUCAAAGUACAGACUCUUCAUCAGUUUGAUAAUUUAAACUGUGUGAACAUGUUAGUGUGCAACUGUGAUGUUUGAGCUGCAUGUCUGACAUCACCUUCAUCUCCUUUUGAGAAUGAAAGUCUGGUGUUACAACUCAGCCACUCAUUCUUCCUGUGCACCCUCGUGAGGGAAGAAAACCGAAAUCCCCAAAGGACGUCAGAUUUUCAGUUUCCUGCAAGUAAAUGGUGUCAAGGUACAGUUGGCUGGGUUUUUCCUCGCCACACAUAUUCCAUCCAAGCAGAUGGUUUCCCGUUGUGGGGUUGGGGUAUCUCAAUUUGAGAGUUUUUGUGUGUCAAUUCAGUUCCUGACAGUAAAGGACUUGGACUUUCCGGUAAAUGGAGUUCAUUAAUAAUUGUUAAACAUGAAUCUAGGUCUGUGGUUUGUGGUGCUGGGCCUUGAGAUGUGUGUGUGUAUGUAUAUAUUUAUAAUUAUUUUUCAUUUGUGACAUUUUGUAUAUUUUAAUACAAAGUUCAAUGAAUGGAUUAUUAUGCUGACACUGCCAGGGGUAGGAACACAAAUGUCUUCCUUUAGUGUCGUUACACAGAAUGCCCUCAAUAAAAGUUGUGGCCACAAGGUGGGAGUGUUGCCUGAGUGUUUGAACAGCGGCAGCUGGUGUGCACUUCUGAGCACAGGAUCCCAUACAAAGAUGAUGUAGGCAGGGUGCUUCAGUGGCUUUUAUUCUUGGGGUGGAUUAGACCAGUCUCAUGAAUUGCAAAUUCUGCUUCAGCACAAAGAACAGCUGUCCUACAU
Epinephelus fuscoguttatus (brown-marbled grouper) is the source of this 4067-nucleotide messenger RNA. RefSeq names its product tumor necrosis factor receptor superfamily member 1A. Bases 254 to 1600 code for a protein of 448 amino acids. NCBI's taxonomy places the organism in Eukaryota, Metazoa, Chordata, Actinopteri, Perciformes, Serranidae. Gene Ontology annotation, molecular function: signaling receptor activity; cytokine binding. Gene Ontology annotation, biological process: signal transduction; regulation of cell population proliferation. The transcript has 10 exons. Gene Ontology annotation, cellular component: external side of plasma membrane; plasma membrane. The record is from RefSeq and is a predicted model, not a curated record.